This is a messenger RNA of Grammomys surdaster, 6160 nucleotides long. It is a transcript of the gene Magi3, whose product is annotated as membrane associated guanylate kinase, WW and PDZ domain containing 3. Bases 441 to 3821 code for a protein of 1126 amino acids. Gene Ontology annotation, cellular component: cytoplasm. Gene Ontology annotation, biological process: signal transduction. Gene Ontology annotation, molecular function: protein binding. NCBI's taxonomy places the organism in Eukaryota, Metazoa, Chordata, Mammalia, Rodentia, Muridae. The record is from RefSeq and is a predicted model, not a curated record. The transcript has 22 exons.
GCGGGGAGGAGGUUGCGGCGGGUUUGAAAGCGCCAGUUUCCUGGCAGCUGGGGCAGGCGUUGGUCUCGGCGCUCCGGCUCCGCAGCAGCCGCGCUCGAGCGGGCGACUUAGCUCGGUGCGCGCGUCCUGGACGGAGCCUCGGUUCCAGCUGCUCUCUCAGCUCCCGCCCUCUAGCCUCAGCCUUUCCCGCCGCGCGGGCGCCGAGCCCUGGCCGUCGGCGCUGACCCCGCCCGGAGACCCCGCCGGCGCCGCCCGCGGGGCGCGCGCUCCCUCCGACUCUCCUCAGCGGCCCGCGAGAGGGGCGGCUCGCGGCGGCGCGCGGCCAGCGGGCUGAGGCAGGGGCUCGGCGGCGGCGCCCCUCUGGCCGGGCUGUGCGCGGGGCCCGGAGCGGCACCGCGGCCGCCCGCGCGGGGGCUCCCCAUGGUGCAGCGGAGGUCGGGAUGUCGAAGACGUUGAAGAAGAAGAAGCACUGGCUCAGCAAGGUGCAGGAGUGUGCCGUGUCCUGGGCCGGGCCCCCGGGCGACUUGGGCGCGGAGAUCCGCGGCGGUGCCGAGCGCGGCGAGUUCCCUUACCUGGGGCGGCUCCGCGACGAGCCUGGAGGCGGCGGAGGCACCUGCUGCGUGGUCUCGGGCAAGGCGCCCAGUCCCGGCGAUGUGCUGUUGGAGGUGAACGGGACGCCGGUCAGUGGGCUCACCAACCGGGACACCCUAGCUGUCAUCCGCCACUUCCGCGAGCCCAUCCGUCUGAAGACAGUGAAGCCAGGCAAAGUCAUAAAUAAAGAUUUGCGACACUACCUGAGCCUUCAGUUUCAGAAAGGAUCAAUUGACCACAAACUACAGCAAGUCAUCAGAGAUAAUCUCUACUUGAGAACCAUCCCAUGCACUACCAGGGCCCCCAGGGAUGGAGAAGUCCCAGGGGUGGACUAUAAUUUCAUUUCUGUUGAACAAUUCAAGGCACUGGAAGAAAGCGGAGCAUUGUUAGAAAGUGGAACAUAUGAUGGAAAUUUCUAUGGCACACCCAAGCCUCCAGCAGAGCCUAGUCCUUUCCAGCCCGAUCCAGUUGAUCAGGUCCUCUUUGACAAUGAGUUUGACACGGAAUCCCAAAGAAAACGAACUACAUCUGUCAGCAAAAUGGAAAGGAUGGACAGCUCUCUCCCUGAAGAAGAGGAAGAUGAGGACAAAGAAGCUGUUAAUGGCAGUGGAAGCAUGGAAACUCGAGAGAUGCAUUCUGAGUCAUCUGACUGCUGGAUGAAGACUGUUCCAAGUUAUAACCAAACAAAUAGCUCCAUGGACUUCAGAAAUUAUAUGAUGAGAGAUGAGAAUCUAGAACCGCUGCCCAAAAACUGGGAAAUGGCCUACACUGAUACAGGAAUGAUCUACUUCAUUGAUCAUAAUACAAAGACAACCACCUGGUUGGAUCCUCGUCUCUGCAAGAAAGCCAAAGCCCCUGAAGACUGUGAAGAUGGAGAGCUUCCGUAUGGCUGGGAGAAAAUAGAGGACCCUCAGUAUGGGACAUACUAUGUUGAUCACCUCAACCAGAAAACCCAGUUUGAAAAUCCAGUGGAGGAAGCCAAAAGGAAAAAGCAGAUAGGACAGGCUGAAAUUCAUUCCCCAAAAACAGAUGUGGAAAGAGCACACUUUACUCGGGACCCCUCCCAACUUAAAGGUGUCCUUGUUCGAGCAUCACUGAAAAAAAGCACAAUGGGCUUUGGUUUUACCAUUAUUGGUGGAGAUAGGCCUGAUGAAUUUCUGCAAGUAAAAAAUGUGCUCAAAGAUGGUCCUGCCGCUCAGGAUGGGAAAAUUGCACCAGGUGAUGUUAUUGUAGACAUCAAUGGCAACUGUGUCCUUGGUCACACCCAUGCAGAUGUUGUCCAGAUGUUUCAGCUGGUACCUGUCAACCAGUAUGUCAACCUUACUUUAUGCCGUGGUUAUCCACUUCCUGAUGACAGUGAAGAUCCUGUUGUGGACAUUGUUGCUGCUACCCCUGUCAUCAAUGGACAAUCUUUAACAAAGGGAGAGACAUGCAUGAAUACUCAGGACUUUAAACUGGGAACAAUGGUUUUGGAUCAGAAUGGAAAAUCAGGACAAAUCUUGGCCAGUGAUCGUCUCAAUGGUCCAUCAGAUUCAAGUGAACAGAGAGCAUCCCUGGCAUCAUCAGGCAGCUCCCAGCCUGAACUAGUGACUAUCCCCCUGAUUAAGGGCCCCAAAGGCUUUGGGUUUGCAAUUGCUGACAGCCCAACUGGACAGAAGGUGAAAAUGAUAUUGGAUAGCCAGUGGUGUCAAGGCCUUCAAAAAGGGGAUAUCAUCAAAGAAAUUUACCAUCAGAAUGUGCAGAAUUUAACACAUCUCCAAGUCGUAGAAGUCCUAAAGCAGUUCCCAGUAGGUGCAGAUGUUCCAUUGCUUAUCUUAAGAGGAGGUCCUUGUUCACCAACUAAAACUGCCAAAAUGAAAACAGAUACAAAGGAAAAUUCAGGAAGUUUGGAGACUAUAAAUGAGCCUAUUCCCCAGCCUAUGCCUUUUCCGCCCAGCAUAAUCAGAUCAGGAUCCCCGAAAUUGGAUCCUUCUGAAGUCUACCUGAAAUCUAAGACUUUGUAUGAAGAUAAACCACCAAACACCAAAGAUCUGGAUGUCUUUCUUCGGAAACAAGAAUCAGGGUUUGGCUUCAGGGUACUGGGAGGAGAUGGACCUGACCAGUCUAUAUAUAUUGGGGCCAUCAUUCCCCUGGGAGCAGCUGAAAAGGACGGUAGGCUCCGUGCUGCUGAUGAAUUGAUGUGUAUUGAUGGUAUUCCUGUUAAAGGAAAAUCACACAAGCAAGUCUUGGACUUAAUGACCACUGCUGCUCGAAAUGGCCAUGUGUUACUAACUGUCAGGAGGAAGAUCUUCUAUGGAGAGAAACAACCCGAGGAUGAAAGCCCUCAAGCCUUCUCACAGAACGGAUCUCCUCGCCUGAAUCGGGCAGAACUUUCAAUAAGGUCUGCCCCACAGGAGGCCUAUGACGUUAUCCUACAGAGGAAAGAAAAUGAAGGGUUUGGUUUUGUCAUCCUCACCUCUAAAAGCAAGCCGCCACCAGGAGUUAUUCCUCAUAAAAUUGGCCGGGUCAUAGACGGAAGUCCAGCUGAUCGUUGUGGAAGACUGAAAGUUGGAGAUCACAUCUCUGCGGUGAAUGGGCAGUCCAUUGUUGACCUAUCCCAUGAUAAUAUUGUUCAGCUCAUCAAAGAUGCUGGAGUCACCGUCACGCUGACAGUGGUUGCUGAAGAAGAGCACCAUGGUCCACCAUCAGGAACAAACUCAGCCAGGCAGAGCCCAGCACUGCAGCACAGGCCCUUGGGACAGACACAGGCCAACCACAUACCUGGGGACAGAAGUGCCCUAGAAGGUGAACUUGGGAAAGAUAUCUGCAAUUCUUACAGACAUUCCUGGUCUGACCACAAGCACCUUGCCCAGCCUGACACUGCAGUGAUUUCAGUUGUGGGCAGUCGGCACAAUCAGAGCCUUGGGUGUUACCCUGUGGAGCUGGAGAGAGGCCCUCGAGGCUUCGGGUUCAGCCUCCGAGGAGGGAAGGAGUACAACAUGGGGCUGUUCAUCCUUCGCCUUGCUGAGGAUGGGCCUGCCAUCAAAGACGGCAGAAUUCACGUUGGUGACCAGAUCGUUGAAAUUAAUGGGGAACCGACACAAGGCAUCACACAUACUCGAGCAAUUGAGCUCAUUCAGGCUGGUGGAAAUAAAGUCCUCCUCCUUUUGAGGCCAGGAACUGGCUUGAUACCUGACCAUGGUUUGGCUCCUUCCGGUUUGUGCUCCUACGUGAAACCUGAGCAACAUUAAGGCUUUCAGGGCUUUUCUUGGUCUUUCCUUAAAAAGACUUGGUGAUUGGGAUACUAGUAGUCCUUCAUCUUCCAAUGUCAUUUAUGAUGAACAGCCACCACUUCUCCCAUCUUCACAUUCUGCUUCCACAUUUGAAGAGUCUCAUGUGCCAGUAACUGAAGACUCUCUGAUUAGAGUUCAGAUAUGUGAAAAGGCUGAAGAAUUAAAGGACAUUGUACAAGAAAAGAAAAGCACUUUAAAUGGAAUCCAGCCUGAGAUGAAGUAUCAGUCUGUCCAGAAAAAUGUGAGUAAGAAGGAUCCACCCAGAAGUUCUGGGCAUGGUGAGAAGAAUCUACUAAAAGGAGAGAAUGGUGUUACACGAAGAGGUAGAUCUGCUAGUCCCAAAAAGUCAGUUAGUCGACUUUCAGAGGAACAUUUGGAAAAAAUUCCCAGGCCCCUAAAAAUUGACCCCAAAGGAAAAUCUAGAGAUCGGUCACUCAGCCCUAGGAAAGGAGAAAAUAAAGGUCAGCUCACCAUUAAGGCGGGCUCUGGACAAGAUCCCUGUAGAAAAGACAGAGGACGGUCUUCUAGCCCCAAGAAGCAGCAAAAGAUUGGAGGCAACAGCCUGUCAAACACUGAAGGCAAAUUAUCAGAGGCUGGGGGCCGAAGAGCAGCAGGCCACUCUACUGACAGCACUGAACAGCUCCCAGAUGGGAAAGAAAAGUCAGGAGUCAGCAGGAAAGAUCUGAAGCAGAGUCAGCUGGGAAAAAACAGAACAAGGUCUCCAGAGAAAAAGAGCAGUAGAGUUGAUGGAACAUCUCCCCCAUCCAAAAAGACGAGCAACACUGCUAGUAGGGUAGUGUCUGAAAAGGAAAAAGGAAAGAAGCCAUCAGCAGGAGAAACAAGUAGAGACAAAACAGGAGAAAACUCGAAGGUCUCAGCAGAGCAGCUCAAGCAGGAACCUGAAGAGAAGAUGGCAUUAAGUAAAGCAGAAGAUCGCAAAGGCAAAGAAUCAGAGAUCACUGACAGAUGCAAGGAACGUGCAGGGGGCACACCUGAAUGUAGCUCUCCAGUCAAGAAAGCACCCAUCACUCCAGGACCCUGGAGGGUGCCACGUGCAAAUAAAGUCACAGGCACUACUGGCAUGGCUGACAAACAGCUGUGACCUUUUAUAUAAAACAAAGAAAAUUAAGUCGUAAUCUUGUACUAAAACACAGCAUUCUUAAGGGGGAGAGGUGUGGUUUACCCCCCCGAAAUUCUAUACCAGGUAGCCAGGCUGCAUGAAGGGCUUCUAAGCUAAGACCCACCUGGCCCUGGCUGGCUGCCCUUCCUCAUGCUCAGGAAGGAGCUGCAUCCAAGGGCUCACCUGCCAUGCCCUGCUCAGGCCGCUUGCUCAGCAAUGACAUGAUCUUAGCAGUGUGGUCACAACUCACUUUGUGUUUGUGCCAAGUUAUCUACUGUAUCAUGUCUGUUUUAUCCUUCCCAUUCUGAUAGUCCAGUCAUCAAACAGUUCGGUUUGGCUUGAAGAUGUUUUCAAUAGCAUGUUGCAUGUUUACAGAGAGAAAUACUUGAGUCCUUGCAGAGAAAGAAAUUGUUAGCUCAUCAUUAAAAUGGGCACUUGCCUCUUCUCACAGCUUCUUACCAUCCUAGUUUAAAAAUGCAAUUCACAAACAUCACAUUACAGAAAAGGUCAAAUAUUAUAGAUGCUUUUUUACUGCUAAGUAAUGUGUUUAACUGUUAAAGAUAUUCCUUCCUCACAAUUGAAUGUUCAAAAUGAGAACAUACUCUAAGCGACAGAAUUAACAAGCUCCUGCCAUGUUAGCUAUCCCUUAUGUAGUGACAGUGUCUCAGAUCACCUGUAGUCUUGAGGGAAGUACAAGAAGCAUGUAGAAGUACCACUUGUUUCUCUUUAAAGAAAAACUACUACACCUGGAUAUUGUGAUUAUUAAUCAUUAGUCUUUAAUAUAUAGUUGAAGACCCAAAAUAUUAUGUAGAUUUUUGUGAGGGACUUAAUCAUGUAGCCAGUUCUGCAGUCCACUGCCAGACAAAGCACCAGCUUCUGUAGCAUAGAGGAGUUCAUCUAGGAGCAGACACACGAGCAUUAGGGAUUUAGAAGCAGAGCCUGUCUUGGGCUUCCUCAGCAAGUCGGGAUUAAUAUGGUAUAGAUUGUGUGUGUGUUGGAACUUUAAUUUUUAGCUAAUUAUUUAAAAACAAAGCUUUCAGAGUUCCUUUUAAAGUCUAAUAAAAAUGUUUGCUGAAAGCUGGAGACAAUUCUUGAACUCAUAUACUAGAUCAAGACAUUAGUUCCCUGAAGCAGCAUUCAGAAACAUCUAUAAAUACAGACAUUUCUCAGACCAAAA